CUAAAUUAAGAUCCAAUUCCAAGAGAGAGAGAGAGAAGAGUCACCCCUUUUGUUGUCUAUAAAUGGAUGCCACAUUUUUUUGAAAGCUCUGAAUCUGAUGAGAGAGAUUAGUACCCAAACGAGAAAGUUUGGCCUUUUGGUUGUUGUAGGGUCUUAAAGAAGUGACAAUUUACUCCUAUUUACAGUUGGUUUAGCUAUUUGGUAAAACAACAAGGGAAGAGCAAAAUGAUCGCCGGUGGCAAUGUUGAUGGAAAAUUGAGUGGAAAGAAAAUGGAAGGAGAUGAAGAUUUGAGAACGGUGGAGUGCUUAAGGGGGAGAUUAGUAGCAGAGAGAGCGGCUUCCAGGGUCGCCAAAGAAGAUGCAGAGCAGAUGGAGAACAAGCUCACAGAACUAGAGAACAAGAUGAGGGCCGAAAUCAAAUCAAGAAACAGGGCAGAGAAGAGGCUAAAACUCCUCAUGAAAAAGCUGGAUUCCCUCAACCUAUCAUCAUACUAUCAUACUGUUUCAGAGAAUUCAAGCAUUUUGGAGAAGAGUGAAAUGUCCUCUGUAUCAUCAUCAUCUUCCACAAACUGCCAAAUCCUACAACAGUCCAAGACAAAAUCCCCCCAAAAAAAUUCACAAGAUUUGGAGUACUAUGCUUCACGGACUAGAGCACCCAAUUCAAGCCAUUGUGGUUCAAAUGAAGAGUCUUUGGUAUCUGAAGAAAAGCCCAAUUUUGAAGAACCCAGUGGCGGCGAGGUUAAUUCGAGUCAAGAUUACCGUAAUCCGAAGACGGAUGAUCUUGGUUCCUCCAGCACAAGUGAUCAAGCGCAAGAUGAUGAUGUGGAUAACUCUCUGGCUUUGGUACCUGUCGAUUUACCCAAGGAAUCGCGCCCGCCCGAUCCCCUUAUUGUGAAUGCAAGUGUUGCCGAUGUUCUUGAUUCUCUGAGGAAUGCAAGAGAAAAGCUUCAGUUGUCGAUGGAAAGAAGGCGUAUGAUCGAAGUUGGAUCCAAAUGAAUUUGCUUCUCGGCUCGAAUAUUAACAGAAAAACAUCAGUUUUGUAAGAUAAAAUUAAAGUCUUGGCAUAUUGUUCUUGGUAAUUUUUAGUGUUUCACAUUGAAGCAGUGAGAAAUUGAGAGAAUUUUGAUGAUGAUUGAUACAGGGCCUUCUAGGUGAGAUAUACAUCCAGCAGUUUUGAGGCAUCA
This is a messenger RNA of Rhododendron vialii, 1184 nucleotides long. RefSeq lists its product as uncharacterized. The record is from RefSeq and is a predicted model, not a curated record. The transcript has 4 exons. Bases 226 to 996 code for a protein of 256 amino acids. Lineage: Eukaryota; Viridiplantae; Streptophyta; Magnoliopsida; Ericales; Ericaceae.